CACCAGGUUAGGCGGACAUGCCAAUAGGUGACUGUCCCUUUAAGAGGGAGCUCAAAGGCGGAAGAGAAUAGCUCCUUCGUAAGCAUGCUUCAGCUUAACGACACAGUGGAGCCCGAGAGUCCGGGAGCCGCGGUUCUCCUACCGGCCGAGGCUGAGGAAGGAGUGGAGGUUGCAUUCACGCCGCUGGAGGCCGGGCGUAGCCUGGGACACGGAGCCUCUGCAGCUUGCUGCGGGCCGCUGCAAACGCUGACGCCUUUCCACGUACAAAACCCCACAAUGCAAGCCAAAGUCAAGGACUACUUUGUGUUCCGGCCAGGUACCAUUGAGCAGGCAGUAAGCGACAUCAGGACUGUGGCUCUUCCCUCUGAGGAUGGAGAGGUGCUAAGCGUCUGGCUUCUGGCGCAGAUUGACCACUGGAAUAACGAAAAGGAAAGACUUGUCCUAAUCACAGACAGGUCCUUGCUGGUGUGCAAAUACGACUUCAUCAACUUGCUGUGUCAGCAGGUCGUCAGAAUCUCGCUCAACGCCGUUGACACCAUCUCAGUCGGCGAGUUUGAGUUCCCACCCAAAUCCCUGAACAAGAGAGAAGGUGUCGGGAUUCGCGUCCAGUGGGACAAACGUCCCCGGGCCUCUUUCUUGAACCGCUGGAACCCGUGGUCCACAGAUAUGCCCUACGCUACCUUUACUGAGCAUCCUAUGGCCCACGCAGAUGAGAAGGUUGCGUCCCUCUGCCAGCUGGACAACUUUAGGACCCAGUUGGUGCAGGCGGUGAAGAGAGCCCAUAAAGAGCACCCCAUCCCUGGUCGUGCCAAUGGAGUCCUGAUCCUGGAGAGACCACUUCUCAUCGAGACCUACUUGGGGAUAAUGUCCUUUAUCAAUAAUGAGGCUAAAUUGGGCUAUUCCAUGACUCGUGGCAAGAUUGGUUUUUAGAGACGGUUUUCCCAAUGGGAGAGGAGCCUUGUUUGUCUGUGUGCAGCUCAAAGAUCGUGAAAGUGACACGAAACAAGUUGUUUGCAUCAGACGAGUGGUCAGCCGGCUGAAGACUUGCAUGGACUGUCUACUCAUUUGUUUUUAGCACCCGUCUCUUUCCUUCAAGACUUGCAUGGACCCUUUGACUGUAUGGGUAUGUGACAAAUGUUUGAGGAAAAAUAAGCAUUUGCUUCUGCCUUAUUUCUUAAAUUCUGUAUUACAAUCUUUAACUACUUAUUUUAGCGUUAACUGUUAAAAGCCAAAAUCAUUGCCAAAGAUUUGCAGUGGUUUUAAGUGCAGUGCCAAGUGUUAGAUGAAACAAUGCGAUCACGAGGGCACCGUGCAGAUUCUUGGAAUGGGAAAUAUAUAUGUGUCAAGUCACAUGUUUAAGUGGAAUAAGAAUUGCUAGGGAAGUGAUGAUGACCACUUUCAUUCUAACAACUCGGGCUUGUUUAAUGUGGGAUAUAAAAUUCCUCACACUGGAAACAAUAAAUUGUCCUAUGUGACCU
Molecule: messenger RNA, 1478 nt
Organism: Corythoichthys intestinalis (scribbled pipefish)
Lineage: Eukaryota; Metazoa; Chordata; Actinopteri; Syngnathiformes; Syngnathidae
Gene: tprg1l
Product: tumor protein p63 regulated 1-like
Exons: 7
Coding region: 85-930 (281 amino acids)
Cellular component (GO): cytoplasm
Source: RefSeq, a predicted model, not a curated record